ACCAGGCAAAUUCGCCGGAUAGAGCAGUUCAAUCGAAACACAAUUCGAACAGGUUAAGCAAGCGCGAAAACGCAAGACAAACGCCAAGCAAUCAUGCAGUCGAAAGUGUUGUGCCUCCUUUUCGUUACCCUCGUCGCCAGCAGUGUCACAGCUGGAAUUGUUAACCCUAACAACGUGGGAAAAGCUGUGGGAAAAGCUGUGGAAAAAGUUGUGAAAGGGGAUCAAAACCAAACCGGCACAGUAUCCCGUAUUUCGAUUCCAUCGGUUGCAAGCCAGGAUCUAGAUGUUGCAAGGGCCGUUGAAGCAGCCGAAAAGUUGCUUGGAACCCUUUUGGGCGGCGUAGGAAAUCUUGUUGAAGUCCUCACGAAUCUAGUAACAGCAGCGUUGAAAGGUGUACAGCCUCUCGCUGACAUAAUUAACAUAAUAACCCAAAUUCUGAAGGCGUUCAGCGAAGUAGCAGCAGGAAACCCAUUGGAUGUUGGAGUCCGUAUCCUUCAAAAUGGUCUACAGCUCGCUAAUAACGUCCUCGGCGCUACGAUAAACAUGAUUUAAACAGUCAAUUUUUGACGUAAUAUUUAACGAAAUAUCCAUUUCGUUGACAAUCAUGUAUUAGUUGAGAAAUAUACUAUACAAGUGCACUGAAAA
Molecule: messenger RNA, 645 nt
Organism: Frieseomelitta varia
Lineage: Eukaryota; Metazoa; Arthropoda; Insecta; Hymenoptera; Apidae
Exons: 3
Coding region: 94-552 (152 amino acids)
Source: RefSeq, a predicted model, not a curated record